Papilio machaon (common yellow swallowtail) is the source of this 747-nucleotide messenger RNA. RefSeq names its product U3 small nucleolar ribonucleoprotein protein IMP3. Gene Ontology annotation, cellular component: Mpp10 complex; small ribosomal subunit; small-subunit processome. The record is from RefSeq and is a predicted model, not a curated record. The coding region runs from base 144 to 692 and encodes 182 amino acids. The transcript has 4 exons. Gene Ontology annotation, biological process: rRNA processing. Lineage: Eukaryota; Metazoa; Arthropoda; Insecta; Lepidoptera; Papilionidae. Gene Ontology annotation, molecular function: structural constituent of ribosome; snoRNA binding; rRNA binding.
UCACUAUGUCGUUUUGACAGGCUUUGAAAUUCCAAAACGUGCUCUUGUUUGUUAUGGUUCCUGGGUUAAGGUUUAUUUAUAUCAAGUAAUUUUGGUUGUAUUUGUAAUUAAUUGUUUAUGAAAUACGAUUUAUAACAUAAAAAAUGGUACGGGCACUGAAAUUUCACGAGAAAAAGUUACUUAAAAAAGUUGAUUUUAUAUCAUGGAAGGUGGACAACAAUUUAAGCGAAGUAAAGGUGAUGAAGAAGUACUACAUACAAAAACGUGAAGAUUAUACACUGUACAAUGUUCUUUCAAGGGAUAUAAGAAAUAUUGCCAAUAAAAUCAAAGAUUUGGAUGCAGGAUCAAAUUUUAGAACAAUAUCAAGUGCUCGUCUUUUAGAAAAAUUAUAUCAAAUGGGUCUGAUACCAACUCGAUGGGAUUUAGCUCUCGCUUCAAGUGUCUCUGCCAGCUCAUUUUGUAGACGCAGACUACCUGUGGUUAUGCUUAGAAAUAAAAUGUCAGAGAAUUUAAAAGAGGCAACAAAAUUGAUUGAACAAGGCCAUGUGAGAGUGGGUGCUCAACUUGUAAAGAACCCGUCAUUCCUAGUCACAAGAGCAUUGGAAGAUUUUGUCACAUGGGUUGAUUCUUCGGCUAUUAAGAAACAUAUUAUGGAGUACAAUGACAUGAGAGAUGAUUUUGACAAUGUAUAGUUAAUAAUUAACCAUAUAUUUAUGAAGAAAUAAAUUUAAAUAAACUAUAUAUAAG